This is a messenger RNA of Adineta steineri, 768 nucleotides long. Lineage: Eukaryota; Metazoa; Rotifera; Eurotatoria; Adinetida; Adinetidae. The record is from the annotation of a GenBank genome assembly.
AUGGCAAAUGGAUAUUGUAAUAAUACUUUAUGUGCCGAUCGUGAAACACAAUUACGUUUAGCACGUCUUCGUGAAGAAUUAUUAACUAAUUUUAAUGGUUUACUAUUGGAUCGAAUUCGUUUUCUUGAACAAACGAUUAGUCAAUUGUCAUCAACAUCAUCAUCAUCAUCAUUUUUACCUUCAAUGCCUUCAGCGUCAACAAUAAAAACAACAACAACAUCAUCAUCAUAUAAAAGUACACCUCCAGCGCCUACAGCUACAGAUCGAGUGUCAACACCAUCAUUACUUCGACGUAGUUCAUCAACAACAGCAUUUUUUCUUCAAAGUCCUUCGAAUCAAACUUCAUUAGGAAAUGGAGCAGGUGCACGUUCAUGUCCAUCUAGUGUUGAUUUAUCAGCUAGUGAUGAUCGACGUUCAAGAUAUUUUUUAUCAAAAAAAAAUUCACGAUCACAAACUAGAACAUCAUCCGAAAGUACUGGUAAUUAUUUAUCAAUACCUAUGGAUGCACAAUGGUCAUCAAUAACUAAUGAUUUUGUAUCAAGUAGUAGUGCUAGUAAUGAAAAAGGACGUCUAGAAUCUCGACGUUUUGCAACUGAUGUUGAUGAUAAUGAAGUACGCGCAUUCAAAGCUAUGAUCUAUAUGGAACAAGCUCGAAAACAACAUGCACGACCACUAACUCGUUUACGACAAGCAUUGGGUAUAUCCAGUAAUUCUACUAGUGCAGGAAGUUAUACAUUUCAUAAUUCAAAAAAACAUUCAAAUGCUUGA